UUUUUCGGCUCCGUCCAAUCAGCUGUGAGUAAUUAAAUAUUCCAGUAUCUUGAUUGGCUUCUCAGUUAAUGAAAUUCCUCUCCUUUGAGUAUCGAUCCAACCAUUAAACACAUUCGGGCUCUUCGAGAUAGACAUUAUUAUCCUUGCGUUGGUCCCACCGUUAGAAAAUCCUUUAAAACACUACUGACACUACUCAACCUAUAGAAAAUUACUAUAGUAAGAGUGAGAAAACAAAAAUGCGCAAGCAACCAAGGGUUACAAAAAAUAACCAUUGACAUUAGCAUUCUUACUUACUCACAGCGUCUACAUAUAUAUAUAACCUUUAUUUUUUUUUUAAUUAUUACAAUUAAAAAUGUCGCGAUUGACAAAUUAUGACUCUCAUAAUGAUGGUCCAGGAUUUGUAGGAAUAAGAUUUUGUCAAGAGUGUAAUAAUAUGUUGUAUCCUAAAGAGGAUAAGGAGAAUAAAGUACUUUUAUACGCGUGCAGAAAUUGUGACUUUAAACAAAAUGCAGACAGCAAUUGUAUUUAUGUAAACAAAAUUAUGCACGAAAUUGAUGAGUUGACUCACAUUGUUCAGGACGUUAUUUCUGACCCGACAUUACCAAGGACGGAGGAUCAUCCUUGUCCGAAGUGCAACCACCGAGAGGCUGUUUUUUUCCAGGCUCAAACACGACGUGCUGAAGAAGAAAUGAGACUUUAUUAUGUAUGCACAAGUCAGCACUGUACUCACCGAUGGACUGAAUGAAAUAUUUUAGUCUUAAUAUUGAUAACAUUUAAUUAUUUUCUAAGAAUUAAUUGUAGUUUAUUAAUAAAUAAGUUUCUGAUAAUUUUUAUUUAUUAUUUUAAUAAUUAAGGCUCUUAGGGAGCUAAGGCUUCAGGGUCUAAAAUUUACAAUUAAUUAUAUUAAUUAAACGGAAUGUAUUUCUUAAUUAUUUUAUUGAUAGAAGCAAUUUUGUUACAAAAGUUUAACAUUAUCAUCUCACAAUCAUUGUAAUCAUUUGACGCUACAGUAGGAGAAAAAAAAACUAAGUAACUAAAUAAUUCAUAUCAGAUAGACAUAUUUUUGUUCGCCUAUAAAAAAUGAUACAACGAUAAAAUCAUUUUGUUUAGAGGAAAAUUAUCUAAAUAAAGUACAGAUAAAAAAAAAACCCGAA
Molecule: messenger RNA, 1154 nt
Organism: Cotesia glomerata
Lineage: Eukaryota; Metazoa; Arthropoda; Insecta; Hymenoptera; Braconidae
Gene: RpII15
Product: DNA-directed RNA polymerase II subunit RPB9
Exons: 3
Coding region: 353-745 (130 amino acids)
Biological process (GO): transcription initiation at RNA polymerase II promoter; transcription-coupled nucleotide-excision repair; maintenance of transcriptional fidelity during transcription elongation by RNA polymerase II
Cellular component (GO): RNA polymerase II, core complex
Molecular function (GO): zinc ion binding; DNA-directed RNA polymerase activity; nucleic acid binding
Source: RefSeq, a predicted model, not a curated record